Molecule: messenger RNA, 243 nt
Organism: Paramecium sonneborni
Lineage: Eukaryota; Ciliophora; Oligohymenophorea; Peniculida; Parameciidae
Source: the annotation of a GenBank genome assembly
GACUGCAACUUCUUCUAUGUUAAUUGAAAUAUUUUUUGCCAGUAUCAUCUUUUUGAAAAUUGUUCAUUUUAUCAAUCAUUUAUUUAAGAUUUUCUUAGGCUUUAGAUUUGCGGGAGGUAGAGUGAUGAAAAAUUACAUUAUUUGGUGAUUUUUCAAUAACAAAUUUUGCUCUAACAAUAGGAUCAAGAUUCUUGAUAUAUUUAGCAAUUUCUGAAGAGGCUCCUCUAUAAUUCUUAUAUCUGC